Messenger RNA from Pyrenophora tritici-repentis Pt-1C-BFP, 1284 nucleotides. Its product is annotated as Hydrolase-6 multi-domain protein. The record is from RefSeq and is a predicted model, not a curated record. Gene Ontology annotation, biological process: glycerophospholipid biosynthetic process. NCBI's taxonomy places the organism in Eukaryota, Fungi, Ascomycota, Dothideomycetes, Pleosporales, Pleosporaceae. Gene Ontology annotation, cellular component: mitochondrion.
AUGUCGACAGCUUCUCUUGCAAUCCCUUCCACAGGGAGUCGCUUCGUGCGUCGCCUCUCAUCCACCGAAGCCACCCGCGAGAACAUCAAGAUGGGUCCAACCGUCGUCGUUCCCCCUCAACAUCUCAUGGCCCCAUCAAACGCAGCGGAAGUUGCCAGCGGCUUCGAGACGGCUAGACGUCAUCUUGAGACCCCUGGAUCACCUGGCUACACACCUCCCGAGACUUCAGUUACCGACAAAUACGCAUUUGCUUUCGAUAUCGACGGUGUCCUCAUCCGAGGUGGUCGUCCAAUCCCGGAAGCCAUCGAGGCUAUGAAGAUACUCAACGGCGAGAACGAAUAUGGUAUCCAAGUACCGUACAUAUUCGUAACCAACGGUGGUGGCAAGACUGAAGCCGAGCGCUGCGUUCAGCUCAGCAAGCAGUUGGAGAUGGAAGUCUCGCCGGGACAAUUCAUCUGCGGUCACACUCCCAUGAGGGAGAUGGCAGAAAAGUACAACACCGUUCUCGUCGUCGGUGGUGAGGGCGAGAAAUGCCGUAUUGUCGCCGAAGGUUACGGCUUCAAGGAUGUCGUCACUCCUGGAGACAUCAUCAAGGACAACCAGGACACUACGCCGUUCCGCAAACUUACAGAGGAGGAGUAUAAGAACUCGCGAACCCGAAAUUUUGCCGAGGUCGAAAUUGAGGCCAUCUUCGUCUUCGCCGACUCCCGCGAUUGGGCUUCAGACCAACAGAUCAUUCUGGACCUGCUCAUGUCAAAGAAGGGUCGUCUUGGCACUAGGUCAGCCAACUAUGACGAGGGUCCACCAGUCUUCUUCUCACACAACGACGUCGUCUGGAGUGCUUCACACGACCUUACUCGCAUUGGUAUGGGUGCUCUCCGCGUCUCUCUCGAAGCUAUGUUCAAGGCCGUCACCGGUCGCAACCUUGAGACAACCGCCUUUGGUAAACCUCAGAUCGGCACCUUCCAAUUCGCUACUCGUCUCCUCAAGGAGUGGCGCAAAGAAACUCAUGGCAUCGACGCGGCUCCUUCAACUGUCUACUUCGUUGGUGACACACCCGAGUCCGACAUCAGGGGUACCAAUGAGUACAACGAGCACACCAAGGACGCCAACUGGUAUUCGAUCCUCGUCAAGACCGGUGUCUUCCAAGACGGCACCCAGCCCCGCUUCGAGCCCAAAGCUAUUGUCAACACCGUUCUCGAUGCUGUCAAGCAUGGCAUGGAGCGCGAGUACAAGAAGGCUCUCAAGGAGAGUAUGAUUGCCACUGGUGUGCUUGAGGACUAG